AUGAAUCAGGAGAACUGCAGCCGCGCUGCUUUAUUUGCAAAAGCAGAGGAGCUGUUGGCGAAGAGAACAGCAGGCGGAGAUCCUCUGGCACCUUUUCUGAAAGGACAACUGUACUACGAAGAGGGGUUGUAUGAAGAAGCAUUAAUACAAUUUGAAAAAAUUGAGGAUACAGAUUUUCAAGCAAUGUAUCAGCUUGGUGUAAUGCAUUAUGAUGGGCUAGGCACUAAAGAAGACCCUGAAAGGGGAGUGGAAUACAUGAAGAAAAUACUCUACUCUGAUUCCCUGGAAGCAAGACACUUGAAGUUUGCAGCUGCAUACAAUCUUGGCAGAGCGUAUUAUGAAGGAUGUGGUGUUAAGCAGUCAACUAAAGAGGCUGAAAGGUUGUGGCUUAUUGCUGCAGACCAUGGAAAUCCAAAAGCAAGCGUAAAGGCCCAGAGUACUUUAGGAAUGCUUUAUUCUGUGUCAGUUCUAAAAGAUCUGAAGAAGGCCUUUUUCUGGCAUUCAGAAGCAUGUGGCAAUGGAAAUCUGGAAUCACAGGGAGCGCUUGGUGUUAUGUAUCUCUAUGGACAAGGUAUACGUCGAAACACUAAAUCUGCUUUGGAGUGUUUGAGAGAAGCGGCAGAACGUGGAAACAUCUAUGCUCAAGGCCAUCUUGUGGAAUAUUAUUAUAACAGAAAAUUUUACUCAACAGCUGUUGCAGUAGCGAAAAGGAUUACAGAAAAUGAUGACAUCGAUAUGUUAGCAAAGGUAACCGACUGUCUUCCUAGAUAUGUAGCCAAGGGAGUUGCUAUGGCUGCUUUCUACUUGGCUAGAUGCCUCCAGCUUGGCCUAGGUGUGCAGCAAGAUCAAGCCGCUGCUAAAAAAUGCUAUUCUAAGGCCUGCCUUCUGGAUCCUGGCGUUGCUUCUGACCUUGAACUGGCAGCUAAUCUUGGGAGAAUUUAG
This is a messenger RNA of Haliaeetus leucocephalus (bald eagle), 942 nucleotides long. RefSeq names its product LRP2 binding protein (gene LRP2BP). The coding region runs from base 1 to 942 and encodes 313 amino acids. Gene Ontology annotation, molecular function: protein binding. Lineage: Eukaryota; Metazoa; Chordata; Aves; Accipitriformes; Accipitridae. The transcript is spliced from 8 exons. The record is from RefSeq and is a predicted model, not a curated record.